Messenger RNA from Candidozyma pseudohaemuli, 591 nucleotides. RefSeq names its product putative dephospho-CoA kinase. Gene Ontology annotation, molecular function: dephospho-CoA kinase activity; ATP binding. The coding region runs from base 1 to 591 and encodes 196 amino acids. The record is from RefSeq and is a predicted model, not a curated record. Gene Ontology annotation, biological process: coenzyme A biosynthetic process. The transcript is spliced from 2 exons. Lineage: Eukaryota; Fungi; Ascomycota; Pichiomycetes; Serinales; Metschnikowiaceae.
AUGCUUGUUAUCGGACUCACUGGCGGCAUUGCCAGCGGCAAGUCUACUGUCUCCAAAGAAUUCGCCGAAAACGGAAUUCCCAUUAUAGACGCUGACGUCAUUGCUCGUCAGGUGGUGGAGCCUGGCAGAAAGGCUUACGAACAAGUUGUGGCUGCUUUCAGUGACGAUGUGACUGGAUUGGUCGACCCUACAGACGCUUCGCUCAAUCGGCCUGCUUUGGGAAAAGCUGUUUUUGGAAAACCAGAAAAACUCAAGGUUUUAAACAAAAUCGUCCAUGGUGCCGUCAAGAAGGAGAUGGUCUGGCAGCUUGCUAAGGCCUAUGCGGGGGGUCACAAGAUGGUGAUUUUGGACGUGCCGCUUUUGUUUGAAUCGGGUAUUCACAGCAUUUGCGGUGCCACCGUGACGGUUUUUACGGAAAAAGAAACGCAGCUCAAGCGUCUUUUGGAGAGAAACCCUGAACUCUCUGAGGAAGACGCCCGCAACAGAAUCGAAAGCCAGCUUUCCAAUGAAAUUAGAAACUAUAGAGCCGAUAUUGUGUUGGACAAUAACGGAAGCGUGGGCCAGCUCAAGGAGAACGUCAAGUCUACUUGA